This is a messenger RNA of Sphaeramia orbicularis (orbiculate cardinalfish), 3007 nucleotides long. It is a transcript of the gene grnb, whose product is annotated as granulin b. The record is from RefSeq and is a predicted model, not a curated record. Gene Ontology annotation, cellular component: extracellular region. The transcript is spliced from 17 exons. NCBI's taxonomy places the organism in Eukaryota, Metazoa, Chordata, Actinopteri, Kurtiformes, Apogonidae. The coding region runs from base 236 to 2716 and encodes 826 amino acids.
CAGAGUCACAUGUCAGUGUGUCAUGUGAUUACUCAAUUUUGACUUAAAAACAGCCUCAAACAGCUCUGUCAUUUACACCUGGGAGUUUUAAAUCUGCGAAAGAGCAACAUAUAUGUAAGAAUUUGGCCGUACUGCACCAAACACAGGAGGCUGAAGUGGAGUAUGAAUUACUGACCCGGUGUGAAUAACAACUGAGUUCCUUCUGUCUGUCGUCAUCUCAAGUCGUUUGCUCACAAUGACCUUGCAGAUGGUGAUACUGUGUAUGGCUCUGCUGGGCCUGAACACAGCACUGGUUUGUCCUGAUGGAGGCAUGUGUGAGGAGAAAAACACCUGCUGCAAGAACAGUGUGGGUGGAUAUGGAUGCUGUCCACUACCAAAGGCUGAGUGUUGUUCAGACCACCUCCACUGCUGCUAUGAGGGGACUAUCUGUGAUCUGGUCCAUUCAAAAUGUGUAAAUAAGACAGUUUCGCUGUCCUGGAUGGAGCGCCUUCCUACCAAGCAGCUCAGGGAGACAGUAAAGGCAGUCAUUUGUCCCGACAAGGAGUCUGAGUGUCCGGAUGACACCACUUGCUGCCAACUCCCUGACAGCUCAUGGGGCUGCUGUCCAUUAGCUAAGGCGGUGUGCUGUGAGGACAAACGCCACUGUUGCCCCGAGGGAACAAAGUGUGAUCUUACCCACUCAAAGUGUGUGUCCGCUGCAUUGGAGUCUUUUCCCAUGUUGGAAAAACUUCCUGCCAGAAGGAAGGAGAAGAAUCCAGUGAGUUCUACCGUGGGCUCAGUAACCUGUCCUAGUGGGAAGAGCAGUUGCCCAGACAGUUACACCUGUUGCUUACUCGCCAGUGGAGACUAUGGCUGCUGCCCCUACCCAGAUGCCAUGUGCUGUAGCGAUCAUCUCCACUGUUGCCCAAGCAACACAAUCUGUGACCUCAAACAGGGGGUCUGUAAGUCUGGUGAGAUUGAGCUGCCACUGUUAAUGAAGAUACCUGCAGUCCCCAAUGACAUUCAGUGUCCAGACAAAACGUCAUUCUGUCCUGAUCAGACUACAUGCUGCCAGAUGAGCAAUGGCACCUAUGGCUGCUGUCCCAUGCCUGAGGCGGUUUGUUGUUCAGACCACAUCCACUGCUGUCCGGCAGGCACAAAGUGUGACUUGUCCCACACCAUGUGCGAUUCGGUCCAGGGAGACACAGCCGUGGCUAUUAAACUCCCUGCUGCCGUGACAGAGCUCGUGGCAAUACAGAGCAAAGUCCACGCUGUUCCCUGCAAUGCCUCUGUAGCCUGCGCUGAUGGAAACACCUGCUGUAAAUCCCCAGGAAGGGAAUGGGCCUGUUGUCCCCUUCCUCAGGCUGUGUGUUGUGAAGACCACCUGCACUGCUGUCCACAUGGUACUGUUUGUAAUCUGGCCGCCUCCACGUGUGACGAUCCAGUUGGGAAUGUUGUGAUGCCCUGGUUUGUCAAAGCUCCCGCCUUUGCCUCAGUCACCGAUAACAGCAAAUGUGACAAAUCUACAUCAUGCCCUGGAAAAUCUACCUGCUGCAAGACCACUACUGGAGACUGGGCCUGCUGUCCUUUGCCAGAGGCUGUUUGCUGUGACGACCACGUCCACUGCUGCCCCCACGGCACCGUUUGUGACCUUAAGGCUGAGACAUGUAACGACCCAUUUGGUUUCUUGGCGUCCGUCCCCUGGGCAGAGAAAGUGACUGCUCUCACCACAGGAGUGCAGGAUGAAAAAUGUGACAAGCAAACCAGGUGUCCAGGGGGCACCACAUGCUGCAAAAAAGAGUCUGGACAGUGGGCGUGCUGCCCCUUACCUCAGGCUGUUUGCUGUAAUGAUCACGAGCACUGCUGCCCCAAAGGCUAUAAGUGUAAUGUGGCUGAGCAGACUUGUGACAAGCCUGGAGACGUCAGCCUGCCCUGGCUGCAAAAGAUCGCAGCCCUGCAGAAGUCGCCCACCCGGGCUGUGUCCAGUCUGUCUCGACCGGACAGGAACAUGUGCGACGCCCACACCAGCUGCCCCAGGGACACAACCUGCUGCUUCAUGAGCCAGACUCACAAAUGGGGCUGCUGUCCCCUGCCCGAGGCGAUCUGUUGUGACGAUGGUAAGCACUGCUGCCCCCGAGGCCACACCUGCGAACCCCACCGAUCCUCCUGCUCCAAGGGUCCACAUGCUAUUCCCUGGUACACCAAACUGAGCCCCCUGACGGAGAAGGGCGUCGUAACAGAUGUGAAGUGUGACAACAAGAGCAGCUGCGCUUCAGGAACAACCUGCUGUAAACUGCCGACGGGAGACUGGGGCUGCUGUCCUCUAGUUAAGGCUGUGUGCUGCGAAGACCAUGAACACUGCUGCCCACAAGGCUACACCUGCAACAUGCAAACUGGAACAUGUGAGAAGAAGAUCCACGACGUGUUAAUCUCCACUAUUCCACUGCACGACAUGGUAGUAUCCAAACCAAGAGACACUGAGGCCGACGUGGAUGUACCAUGUGACGCCACAGGGGAGUUUCGCUGCCCUAAGCAAAACACAUGCUGUAAGACUUCAUCCACAGAGUGGGCCUGCUGCCCCUCUCCCAGAGCCGUUUGCUGCCCUGACUCGAAGCACUGCUGUCCAACAGGAUACUCAUGUGACCUGACAGCUGGAGGGUGCACCCAGGAGACCCAGUUAACCUGGGACUCUUUGAUUCGGGACAGAAGGAGAGACUUUAUCCCCCACGGACUUUAAAGUACACUCACUGAAACACACCGAUCUUUGGCCCUCGCUCCGUUACAUCCAUGUAUUCAGAGGAAGGUGCAGACGAAACCUACUUUUAUCACUCAUGGAAGGUCUUUAUGUACCAAGUUUUUUGCACUCCUGAGCAUUAUUGGUGUUGACAAUUUGGCUUUGGUGUAGUUGACAUGAAGUUUCUUGGCCGCUGGAAUUUUUUGCAAGUGAUCAAACAAAAAAAAAAAAAAACAUGCAAAACGUCACAUAAGUUGAAGGCUAGUGUCCAUUACCCUUGCUUCACUAAAACUA